AUGGUCAAACAUUAUUUAUUACAAAAGAGAAAAUUUGCAUGGCUCGAAGGGUCAUUAUCAAAAACUGAGCAUGAGUCUAUUUCUGAACUACCUGAAGUCAAAUUUGAUACAAUUAAAGCUAGUAGUGAUGAUAAUGAAGGAAAGAAUACGAUAUUCAAUCAAGCAUUUGAACAGUUACAUGAAAAUGCUCAUGUCAUAUUUCGAUUAAGUAAUGAACGUUUGUGGCGGGCAACAUAUCUUGAAAUGCACAGCAUUGAUCAAGGUGGACCUUAUCGUGAUUCAAUAACAGCUAUUUGUUCGGAUAUAUGUAGCACACGUUUAUCAUUGUUUAUUUUAUGUCCAAAUGGACAAACGAAUACAGGAUUGAAUCGUGAUUGUUGGAUUCCAAAUAUUUUUCCGCCGAAUAAACCAAUUUCAAAUAAAUUCAAAAAACAAUAUCAAUUCAUUGGACAAUUGAUGGGUAUGGCUAUUCGUAAGAAACAUUAUUUGAAUUUAAAAUUUCCAAUUUUACUAUGGAAACAAUUAGUAGGCGAAGAUAUAACUAUGAAAGAUAUUGAAGCAAUUGAUAUACAAAGUUUUGCAAUUAUUAAAGAAAUGGAAAUUAAUAUUGAACAGAAUCAAUCGAUCGAUAUCGACAGCGAUAUUAAUUAUUUAUGUACUAGUAUUAUGAGUGAACUUCGAUUUGAUGUUAUCAGUUCAUCUGGACAAACCUAUGAACUUAUUCCUGGUGGUCAAGAUAUUUCGAUUACUCCAAGAAAUUUUCCAGAAUACUGUACGCGUUAUCGUGAAUAUCGACUGAAUGAAUUUCAUCGACAAAUUGAGUUCAUCCGACAAGGCUUAUGUAGCGUUAUUCCAUAUGAUUUUUUGACAUUGUUUACAGCUACUGAACUUGAAGAAGCCGUAUGUGGAAAAAGUGAAGUUGAUGUGUUACUAUUGAAACGGAAUACAAUUUAUCGAGGUGCUUAUGACGAAAAUUCAUCGCAUAUUCAACGAUUUUGGACAGUUCUCACUGAAAUGUUCGAUGAAGCACAAAAGAAAUUAUUUCUGAUAUUCGUUUGGGGACGAAGUACUUUGCCAAGGUUAGAUAAAGAUUUUACAUCGAAAUUUAUAAUUCAAACAAUUUCUCGCGAUGAUAAUCAUGAGCCGGAUCAAAUGCUUCCAAGUGAGUCAUGUUUUUGUGUCAUAAUCUUGCUUGCAAUUUUUACGUAUAUGUUUUUUAAUAAACAACUGAUUAGAUAA
This is a messenger RNA of Rotaria sp. Silwood2, 1239 nucleotides long. The record is from the annotation of a GenBank genome assembly. NCBI's taxonomy places the organism in Eukaryota, Metazoa, Rotifera, Eurotatoria, Philodinida, Philodinidae.